This is a messenger RNA of Cavenderia fasciculata, 5991 nucleotides long. It is a transcript of the gene gxcDD, whose product is annotated as pleckstrin domain-containing protein. Gene Ontology annotation, molecular function: GTPase activator activity; protein binding; guanyl-nucleotide exchange factor activity. Lineage: Eukaryota; Evosea; Eumycetozoa; Acytosteliales; Cavenderiaceae. Bases 1 to 5991 code for a protein of 1996 amino acids. The record is from RefSeq and is a predicted model, not a curated record. The transcript is spliced from 7 exons. Gene Ontology annotation, cellular component: mitochondrion; methylcrotonoyl-CoA carboxylase complex. Gene Ontology annotation, biological process: L-leucine catabolic process.
AUGUUGUCAUUAUCAAAGUUUAGAUCAGUUGUUACAAAGUCGUCUGCAUUGAUCAAUGCUGCUCGUAGCACCUCUGCUACCUCUACUACUGGUGUAGCCACUAGAUCAUACUAUACCGACAAGACUGUUCACGUGUUGGAUGGUACUGUCGACAAGAACACACCAGAGUUUAAAGAAAACGUUACAAGAAUGGCAGAGAGUGUACAACAACUAAAGAGCACCAUCGACAAGAUCAAAUUAGGUGGUGGCCCAAAGUUGAAUGAAAGACAUCUCUCUAGAGGAAAGAUGCUCCCACGUCAACGUAUCGAUGCUUUAAUUGAUCCUGGAUCUCCAUUUUUAGAGUUUUCACAAUUAGCAGGAUUUAAUAUGUAUGGUGAAGAUGUACCAGCUGGAGGUAUCAUUACAGGUAUUGGAGUGAUUCAAGGACAAGAAUGUAUUAUUGUAGCCAACGACUCGACUGUCAAGGGUGGUACUUAUUUCCCAAUCACCGUCAAGAAGCAUUUGCGUGCUCAAGAGAUUGCACAAGAGAACAAUCUCCCAUGUAUAUACUUGGUCGACAGUGGAGGUGCCAAUUUGCCACGUCAGGCCGACGUAUUCCCCGAUCGUGAGCACUUUGGUCGUAUCUUUUUCAACCAAGCCAAUAUGUCGGCCAAGCGUAUCCCCCAGAUCGCCGUCGUCAUGGGCAGCUGCACAGCCGGUGGAGCCUACGUGCCUGCCAUGUCUGACGAGAGUGUGAUUGUUAAAUCGACUGGUACCAUCUUCCUCGGUGGUCCACCAUUGGUCAAGGCCGCUACCGGCGAGGUUGUCACUGCUGAAGAGCUCGGUGGUGCCGACCUCCAUUGUCGUACCAGUGGUGUCACCGACCACUAUGCACGUAACGACGCCGAAGCACUCGCCAUCACCCGUCGUAUCGUUGCCAACUUCAACCGUCAAAAGAACCCAUCGGUCGUACUCUCCACGCCCGAAGAACCACUCUUCCCAGCAUCCGAGCUCUCUGGUAUCGUGCCAAGCGACCUCCGUAAGACAUUCGAUGUCCGUAAAGUCAUCUCGCGUAUCGUCGAUGGCAGUCGUUUUGAUGAAUUCAAAGAGUUGUACGGCACCACCCUCGUCACUGGUUUUGCCCGUAUCCAAGGCAUGCCAGUAGGUAUCGUCGCCAACAACGGUAUUCUCUUCUCAGAGUCGGCCGUCAAAGGUGCCCAUUUCAUCGAACUUUGCAACCAACGUGGAAUCCCCUUACUCUUCCUCCAAAACAUCACUGGUUUCAUGGUAGGCAAGUCAUACGAGUCGCGUGGUAUCGCCAAGGACGGCGCCAAGAUGGUCAUGGCCGUCGCUACCGCCCGUGUGCCAAAGAUCACCGUCGUCAUUGGUGGCAGUUUUGGUGCUGGUAACUAUGGUAUGUGUGGUCGUGCCUACAGCCCACGUUUCAUGUACAUGUGGCCAAACGCCCGUAUCUCUGUCAUGGGUGGAGAGCAAGCCGCCAGUGUAUUGGCUCAAAUCCAAAAAGACAAUAUGGCCAAGGAUGGCAAGCAAUGGGCUCCAGAAGAAGAAGCUGCCUUCAAAAAGCCAAUCUCUGAUAUGUACGAAACUGAAGGUUCCCCAUACUUCUCAUCUGCCCGUUGUUGGGAUGAUGGUGUCAUCGAUCCAGUCGAUACCCGUAAUGUCAUUGCUCUCUCACUCUCUGCCUGUUUGAAUCAACCAAUUAAUCCACCAUCUGAUGGUUUUGGUAUUUUUAGAAUAGGAUAUCUAUUAUCCGUCACAGUCUCUGUUGUAGCAAAGAUAGAUAGAAUGGAUGGAAAAUCAUAUGUAUCAGGAUCACAUGCAAUAUGGGAGAAUAUUCAAAUUGAUUCAUUCAAAGGAUGGAUAAACCAACAUCUUCAAGAGAGAAAUCUUCAAAUCAAAGAUCUACAGACCGACUUUUGUGACGGUGUCAUGCUCAUCAAUCUUUUAGAGAUAGUGUCGGGCAAAAAGGUACCUCGAUACGUCCGAUCUCCCAAAUUCCCCUCUCACAAGAUCGACAAUGUGUUGAUCGCCCUCCAAUUUAUGGAAAAGGUGUUUGACAUGAAGACUGUUGGUAUCAACGCCAAGGAUAUAGUAGAUGGAAACAUCAAACAAAUAAUGGGUAUCAGUUUCAUGUUGAUUCAAAAAAUUAAAACAAAUGAUUUGGAACAACAACAUCAACAACAAAAUCAACAACAACAACAACAACAAACAACGAAUGGAUUACCAGAUGGUGCAGAUAUUACUUCUGCUCCAUUGACUCCAACUAGUACCAAUACAAAUACUACAUCAACUACAUCACCAUCAAUUAAUUCAGUUAGUCAAGCAUACAAGAGAGCAACUAUUGUUGGAACUGCAGUAUCUAGAUUUGCACAUAAAACAUUUAACGAUAUUGAAAUUCAAUCACAAUCCCCUUCUACCACGACCACGACCACGACCAAUACCAAUACCAAUACGACUACGACUCCUACUACUUCUACUACUACUCCUACAAGAAAUACAGUAUCAAAUGCACCAACUGGAGGAGUAUCAUUUAAUACAAUUAGAUCAAGAUUUUCAUCUGUACCACCACAAGUUGAAGCAGAGAGAGCUGCUGCUGGCCACUCUUCCGCAUCAGGUCAUAUUUCCGACUCUUCAGCACCAAUCCCAACUAGUCAAUCAUCUGGAUCGUUGGAACGUGGUGCAUUGAGAAAGACAAAGUCGGGUGCCAUUAUUUCAUUGUCUGGAUCGAUCCAAUUCAACAACAAAGAGUCGACAAUUGAUCUAAAGAAACUUGUACUGUGCCAGGCAUACGUUCGUGGCUGGUUGGUGCGUCGCAAGUGGAAAGACGCUAUUGUCAAGUACCGUCAGAGACUCCGCGACUAUGAACAACACUUUAAGAGCAACCCCAAGGCAUAUCGUGGGUUAACGAGGGUGCAAGCAAGAAUCAAAGGCAAGAUGGAGAGAAAACGUUUGUGGCGUCAGCAUCCUCUGUUCCGCAGAAACGAUAUUGUCAAGGAAAUCAUAACGACCGAACGAAAAUACGUACACAAUCUCGAUCUCUUGAUCGAGUGCUAUUUGCGAGAAUGUGAAAAGAUCUUGACACCUCAACAAACACGUUCCAUCUUUUCGCAAGUUGAAAUCCUCCGAAAUGUAAAUACAAACAUUCUCAACCAACUCGAAAACCGUUUCAAAAAGGGUCAUGAACAACAACUCGGAGAAAUCUUUAAAAAGAUGACAGAAUUCCUCAAGGUCUACACCAUCUAUGUUAAUAAUUACAACACGUCGUUUGCAACCAUCACAGAGUGUAAUCAAAUCCCCAAAUUUGCAGCAUUGAUGGAGUCUAAUCGUAACUUGGAAAAGUGUAAUGGACUCGAUCUAUCGGCCUUCCUCAUUAUGCCUAUUCAACGUCUACCACGUUAUGUCAUGCUCUUGCAAGACCUCUUUAAACACACAGACUCUAAGCACACAGACUAUGAAAACAUUAGUAUUGCACUCAAAAAGAUGAAAGAUGUUGCAGAGUAUGUCAAUGAAAAAAAGAGAGAGGCCGAAAACCUCAAUCAAGUGCUCCAAAUCCAACACAGCCUCAUUGGCAAGUUUGGCAAUCUCGCCGAGCCACAUCGUAGAUAUGUCCGAAAGGGUCCACUCAAUUGUUCAGAUGAAAAGGGUAACAGUAAAGUUUACUUCUUUUUCCUUUUUAAUGAUUUAUUAGUCAAAACUGAAAAUAAGACUUUAGCAAAACAAAUUAAAGAUAAUAAAUCAGGAUCAAGAGGUACAUUGACAGGACCAAUUGGAGAGGAAGGAAAAUUCAAAUUCAUUUCAUCGUAUCAUUUGGAUGGAGCUUCAUUGAUUGAUUUGUUUGAUCCAUCAUCACCAAGUUCAUUCCAAUUGUUAAAUGUUGGUGUUAGUAAUCCCAACCUUGGUAGUUCUGGAGCCACUACGUUAAUUGGUAGUCUUACCAACACUGCCCCUGCAGAGGCAUCUUCAUCAAUCAGUCACUCCAACAUUACACUGACUGCACUAUCGGUGGGCGAGAAAUUAACUUGGAUUGGUGAUAUCGAUGAAUCGAUCAGUCAACUCUUGGAAAAAGCACGUAGCAAGAAACGUUCACAUAUUCCAGAAUUUGAAGAACUCACCAGAGCACCAUACGAAGGUGCCAUCAAGGAUUCUGAAAUGUCUGGUGUCCUUUUAAAACAAAAGAGUGAUAUGGUUUGGAAAGAAAAUCAAUUCUACCUUAAAGGUGCUAAUUUAUAUUAUCAUCAUUCAACCCAAAUUUCUUCAGAUGAAUCUGAUUCUAAACCAAAAAAGAUGAAAUGUAUUAAUUUAAUUUUAUGUAAUGUUAAAUUAUUCCAUGUUGUUGAUAAACCACAUUGUUUCCAAUUGAUUACUCCACUUCGUAUUUAUUUCUUCUCAUGUCCAGAAGGUCAAGUUUUAUUCCUUUGGAUCUCUUUAAUUAGAAGCUCCAUUUCAAAGAAACUUGAAUCCUUGUCCGAACUCGAUGAACCAUCUACACAGGUAAAUUUCAGAAACAAACGUUAUUCUCUACCUGUCCGAUUCCCUUCCUUUUCCUCCUUUUCUUCCUCUAUUCCUUUUCUUUCAAUUAAAAAACAAAGAGAUAACAACAAUAAUAGUAAUAGUAAUAGUUCCACAACAAGUAGCUCACCAGUUGGAUUAUCAAAAAGUGCGUCUCUUUUAUCACCAAUUAAUUAUAUUAGAAGUCAAAGAUUAUCAGUUGAUUAUCAAAUAUCUCCUUUAGUUCAAUCACCUCAACAACUUCAACAAUAUCAUCAACAACAACAACAACAACAAUAUCAACCUAAUUGUGGAGUAGCCGAUCCAUCAUGGGUAUCAACUAGUUUUGGUGUAACAUUGUGUGUUGAUUGCUCUGCCAUUCAUAGACAUUUACCAAAUGGUGUGAGUCAGGUAAAGUCAUUGAGAGGUUUGUCAACAUCACAUGUUGAUUUGGAAGCAUUUAAAUUUGAGGGUAAUGCCAAGGUUAAUGCCAAGUAUGAAAAGAAUAUUCCUGCUGGAACCCAACGUCCCACUUCAAAGGAUUCCCCAUACGAAAUUAGAAUGUCAUGGAUUCACGCCAAGUAUCUUGCUACCGCUCCCCCAGGAUCACCAUCCGAGAUGAGAAAGGCUAGCAUCAAGUUGAGCAGUGGAUCUCUGCCACCCCCACCCCCAGUUUUCUCCGCCUCUUUAUCAACCAACCACGGUGUACUUGUUAGCCAACAUUCAUUUCAGUCACUUCCAUCAACAACUUCGACUGAAACAACAACUGCGAAUGUCGCAGCAGCAACAACAACAGGCCAACAACAAUCAUCCUCGUCUACCACACCCUCCUCGACAUCAUCCACCUCCACCUCCACAACAACCUCUGUAACAUCGUCACCAGCACUAGAGGAUGGGUCACAGCCAUCUUCACCCAUCAUCACGAGCACCGCUACACCACCCGACGAAGCGCUAGCAGCUGUGCCCACCGAGCGUCCCACAGAGAUCAAGGGUAUCAGCACAAUCGGUCUCAGCGAAGAGGAUAUUGCCACGAUCAACAACCUACCCUCUGUACCAAUGGGCAACGGUACCUGGAAGUCUGGACACCACGCAGUUCCACAGGUAGAGAGAAAGAAAUCCCACCCAGGGUUCCUCGAUAAACCCCGAUCACCCAAAAAGGAAAUGGAAGGGUUCAUGUUCAAAACGAGUAGUCCGUCGACCAAAUCGAGCGCCGCAUGGAAAAAGUAUCACUUCCAGUUCAAGGAUGGUAUUCUCAACUACUACAAGAUCAACGGUAAAAAGGGAUCGACGCCUCAAAAGAAGGACAAGCCCAGAGGCACCAUCGAUCUAUGCGACUUUUUCUCACUCAAGGUCGAACCAAAACCCAAGCAAGAACACUCUUUCACCCUUAUCACCCGUUACAGAUUGUAUUUCUUUGCCACCGAAACCGAGGAUGAACUAACUCAAUGGGUUUCAACUCUCAAAGCUGCUAGUACUAAUUCCGAACAUUCCAUCUCUGGUUAA